Messenger RNA from Aspergillus saccharolyticus JOP 1030-1, 2631 nucleotides. RefSeq lists its product as uncharacterized. Lineage: Eukaryota; Fungi; Ascomycota; Eurotiomycetes; Eurotiales; Aspergillaceae. Gene Ontology annotation, molecular function: transcription cis-regulatory region binding; DNA-binding transcription factor activity. Gene Ontology annotation, biological process: positive regulation of transcription by RNA polymerase II. Gene Ontology annotation, cellular component: nucleus. The transcript has 6 exons. The record is from RefSeq and is a predicted model, not a curated record. Bases 231 to 2336 code for a protein of 701 amino acids.
CGCGACCUUCCGAUCUUCUUUUCCCGGCCCACCUUGUCGUCUCGAAUGCUGCAGCUCAACAAUCGUUUUCGCUCCCAUCCGGUAUGCGAUCCCGCACAGGCUGCUUAACGUGUCGCACUCGGAAACUCAAAUGCGACGAGCAGAAACCGGAGUGCUCGCAAUGUCGCAAGGGUGGGAGGGAGUGUCGCCCUAGCGAGGGGAUCGUCUUUCGUCAUCAGCAAAAUGCCUCGAUGAAUAAGAGCGUCGAAGAAAAUCCGAAUGGUCGGGGAAGUCUGAAGGGCUUUUAUUCGUACAAGAACACUUUUGAUGAAGAUAGCGUGUGGCUGGAUAUUCCGAAACAUGUCAUUUUCGUCGAUAAUUCGGAUCCGUACGCGGAAGAUCUUGAAGCGGCCCUAGGCGAGUCUGAAGCCGCUAUACUUGCAGCCAACUCCCAAAAUCGCGCGUGGUCGCAGCGCACACCGUCCGCUGAGGCCGAAAAUAAUGGCUUGGAUGCCCUCUCUACCGUGGCAGCCCAUGACCGGUUAUCUUAUAAUCAGCUGGCCAUCGACCAGCAGACCCUCCUAGCAGUUGACGCUGCCUCACCCUAUGAAAGCCUGUCAGCUACAGCAUCGUCAGGCCCCUCACCCAGUCAGUUGCGCAAUGUGCUGGCCCCUCAGAUAUCCCCCCCUCUUUCAAUUACUUCCAACCAUAACAACAGUAAUAAUAAUAUCAACUUCCUUCUAAAUCCAUCGCAAGCUCGUUCGCCACCUGUGGAUUCCAAUUUUCAUCACGCUCUGGAGCGUAGGAGCUCUUCGUUGACCGCCAGGUCUGCCAUUUCGCGUGGCUCGAAUACGGAACAAAGGCCAUAUGUGCCUGCAGAAACAGACAAAGAGGUGGCGUACCUAUUGCGACACUUCUCGGAGGUUCCGGGACUCUGGAUGGACCUUUUCGACGUCGGAACUUACUUUGCCUCUUAUAUCCCUGUAAGAGCGCUCCGAAACCCUCUUCUGAAAUAUGCUGCAUGCGCAUAUGCAGCGAAGCAGCUGGGGCGAGUCAAGGUAGAACAGGUGCCAACACGCGGCAUGUUUCAAAAGCAAAAUGUAGAUUGGUCCUGGAGAGGUGCCAAGUAUUAUGAGAAGGCAAUUCAGCUUCUGAUGAAGGAGCUUCAACCGGACAAAGGUCCCCCGCCUCUGAGUACCCCGGAGGCUUUCGGUCAAUGGCAGGCUGCCGAGCUAUGCGAGGAGAGUGAUAACCCUCGCAAGCGUCGGCGACGUUAUUCCGAGAGUCGCUUCUCAAAAGGUGUUCACUCAGACGAAAUUCUCGCCGCAACAGCCAUACUAUCUGUAUAUGAAUUGCUUGAUGCUACUGGUCCGGCAUGGAACCGACAUUUAAGUGGCGUAAAAUCAUUGCUAGAUGUGGCCGAAGUGGGAAUGAUGCCAGUUGAACAACGGCCCGACUCUGUGUUGCAACACAAAAGGCCUGGUCUGUCAAGAGCGAGGAGAGCAACAUUCUGGAAUUUUGCUCGGCAAGAUUAUCUGGCUGCUUUCAUCAACGAGGGCCAGACGAGGUUGAACACCGACGACUUGAUUCUGUGGACGGAAGCAGGUCUGCAGGUCGACAAUCAGGGCUUUGUCAGAUCCAGCAGCACGACCACCUCUGGCUAUUUUGACGCAGACGACGUCAUCCGAGAGGAUAUGAUCUGUAAUGGUCUUGUCUGGAUCUUGUCUAAGAUUGUCAAUUUCAUAAGCGCUGGUGACAAGGUGCAAUUAAAUCACCCCGGCCCACUGAACACGGGACCUUUAGGGUUGUCGCAACAAGCUCUGUUGGAGCGAUGGAUUCGUCUUGAGGCAGAACUCGAUGCGUGGUACAACAGGCUUCCGGAUACCUUUCAGCCCUGUGCCAGGACUGAGCCAUCAGCCGAAGAUGGGGAAAAGGCGGACACCGGAGAGCUGUCAGAGAUUUGGUACAGCAUACCCAUGUGCUCGUCAGCCAUGCAGCAUUAUCAUAUGGCGCGGAUCCUCCUCCUGGUCAACAAGCCGCACGCGUCGACCAGCCGCCGAAGCACUAUCACGGAUAGACUUAACUCUUACCGAUCCAUUGAGAAUGACAUCCGUUUUCACAGCCGGGAAAUCGUGGGCAUUGCUAUGGCCUGCCCAACAGGUGCGGCCCGCAUCAAUUCACUUCAACCAUUGUUCGUUAGCGGCCAGUGCCUCACCGAUGCUGCCGAAAGACGAACGGUGUUGCACCUUUUGCAGGGGAUCGAGGCCGAACUUGGCUGGGCAACCGAUUAUCGUGUAAAUCAGCUACUCCGAGAAUGGGGCUGGAAUGAGAACGAAGACGUGGCUAUACCACUCUAGAGGUUCCCGAGUCAACUUGUACCUUGGACUUUGUAUAUGUCGACGAUCGCCUCUAGAACCUGCGAAAGCGGUUGAGAAGCAUCGUGUCUCGCUCUUUAAGAGUCUCUUGUCCAACACUGUCUGCAUAAAUAACUUUUUGGUCUAGCUGUGUUUGUUUUCGAGCGAGCUUGUUUUUCUCGAAGUGAUACCAGCGUGUUUUGGUUUGUUGUCAUAGCAUUUGCAUAUAUACGUCGCAUUCAUGAUAGAUGGUCACGAAAGGAGUCAGGAUGAGUUCGUCCUGUAUUGUUAAUGAAGC